Molecule: messenger RNA, 3335 nt
Organism: Pelodiscus sinensis (Chinese soft-shelled turtle)
Lineage: Eukaryota; Metazoa; Chordata; Testudines; Trionychidae
Source: RefSeq, a predicted model, not a curated record
GGGGCGGGUGGCAUUUGUGGUCAGAAGCUCACAGUUGGGCUCUGGAGGGGAAAUGGGAGAGAUUAUGGUCUCUGCAGGAUUUCCUGUGAGCUGGUGGGGUGGUGGAGGCUGUAACUUCUCCGAGGCCAUGUGAUGAAGAGGGAAAAUCAAGCUCCCUGACUCAAAGACCAUGGAGCUAACUCACCUUCUGCCUGCGCUGGCCUGUCUCCAGCUACUUCCCUGGCUGGUCUCCCCCACAGCCCCAAAUCCAGCCCCAGCCUUCUCCAUAGACCCCCAGAAGGAUGAGUACCUGCUCGGAGACACUGUGGCUCUCACGUGCUCUGCUCCCCAUCUGAGGGAUCCCGUGACACAAUUCCAGUACUACAGCAACAUGGGAUCAGCUGUUACAUCUACAGUGUCCUCCGGCUGGAAAGAAACCUACAACCUCAACAUCACAGACCUACAAUGCGCGGGGGAGUACAUCUGUGUCUAUUACACGGGCAAGACAUAUCCUUUCAACAAGUCCAGGGAGAGCAACCGUAUCACCAUCAAAGUCAAAGACCCCCCUCCGCAGCCAACGUUGAGUGUGAAUCCCCCACCCAGAGAGGUGAAUGAAGGGCACCGCCUCGUCAUCACCUGCACAGCCCCUGGGGAUGCCUCAGAGCGGAGGUUCCACUUCUACCAGCAUGGAGCUGAGAUCAUCCCCGGAGAUGCAGGGUCUGCGACCCACAUCACGGCACCCGGCACCGUACCUAGGAACGUCGCCGUGCUGAGCAUCCCGCGGGCGGAUACCAACAGCUCUGGGGAAUACUCCUGCGGGUACGAGGAGAAGGACAGUGGGAGAUGGAUUCCCUCCACCAGGAGCCAGGCUGUGAUGGUCACCUUGAAAGACCCCCCUGCAGAGCCGAUGUUAAGUGUGAACCCCCCAUCCAGAGAGGCGAAUGAAGGGCACCCUCUCGUCAUCACCUGCACGGCUCCCGGGCACGCCGCGGAGCGGAGGUUCCACUUCUACCAGCACGGAGCAGAGAUCGAGGCAGGGUCCGAGACCCAUAUCACAGCGCCCAACACCCCACCUUGGAACGUCGCCGUGCUGAGCAUCCCGCGGGCGGAUAACAACAGCUCUGGUGAAUACUCUUGCGGGUACGAGGAGAAGGACAGCGGGAGAUGGAUUCCCUCCACCAGGAGCCAGGCUGUGAUGGUCACCUUGAAAGGCCCCCCUGCAGAGCCGACAUUGAAUGUGGACCCCCCGUCCAAAGAGGUGAAUGAAGGGCACCCCCUCUUCAUCACCUGCAUGGCCCCCGGGGACGCCCUGGAGCGGAGGUUCCACUUUUACCAGCACGGAGCCGAGUUAAAGGCAGGAGCCGAGAAAAACAUCACGUCACCAGACACCUCACCUUGGAACGUCGCCGUGCUGAGCAUCCCGCGGGCGGAUACCAGCAGCUCUGGGGAAUACUCCUGCGGGUACGAGGAGAAGGACAGCGGGAGAUGGAUUCCCUCCACCAGGAGCCAGGCUGUGAUGGUCACCUUGAAAGGCCCCCCUGCAGAGCCGACAUUGAAUGUGGACCCCCCGUCCAAAGAGGUGAAUGAAGGGCACCCCCUCUUCAUCACCUGCAUGGCCCCCGGGGACGCCCUGGAGCGGAGGUUCCACUUUUACCAGCACGGAGCCGAGUUAAAGGCAGGAGCCGAGAAAAACAUCACGUCACCAGACACCUCACCUUGGAACGUCGCCGUGCUGAGCAUCCCGCGGGCGGAUACCAACAGCUCUGGGGAAUACUCCUGCGGGUACGAGGAGAAGGACAGCGGGAGAUGGAUUCCCUCCACCAGGAGCCAGGCUGUGAUGGUCACCUUGAAAGGACCCCCUGCAGAGCCGAAGUUGAGUGUGGACCCCUCGUCCAGAGAAGCAAAUGAGGGGCACCCACUCGUCGUCACCUGCACAGCUCCCGGGCACGCUGCGGAGCGGAGGUUCCACUUCUACCAGCACGGAGCAGAGAUCGAGGCAGGGUCCGAGACCCACAUCACAGAGCCCGACACCGAAGCUAGGAACAUCGCCGUACUGAGCAUCCCGCUGGCGGAUACGAACAGCUCUGGGGUAUACACCUGCGGGUACGAAGAGAAGGACAGCGGGAGAUGGAUUCCCUCCACCAGGAGCCAGGCUGUGAUGGUCACUUUGAAAGGCCCCCCUGCAGAGCCGACGUUGAGUGUGGACCCCCCGUCCAGAGAGGCGAAUGAAGGGCACCCCCUCAUCAUCACCUGCACGGCUCCCGGGGUCGCUGCAGAGCGAAGGUUCCACUUCUACCAGCAAGGAGCCGAGCUCGAGGCAGGAGCCGAGAAGCACAUCACGGCGCCUGACACCCCACCUAGGAACGUCGCCGUGCUGAGCAUCCCGCGGGCGGAUACCAACAGCUCUGGGGAAUACUCCUGCGGGUACGAAGAGAAGGACAGCGGGAGAUGGAUUCCCUCCACCAGGAGCCAGGCUGUGAUGGUUACCUUGAAAGGCCCCCCUGCAGAGCCGACGUUGAGUGUGGAUCCCCCGUCCAGAGAGGCGAAUGAAGGGCACCCCCUUGUCAUCACCUGCACGGCACCCUGGGACGCUGCAGAGCGGAGGUUCCACUUCUACCAGCACGGAUCCGAGAUCAAGGCAGGGUCCAAGACCCACAUCAUGAUGCCAGACACCCCACCUAGGAACGUCGCCGUGCUGAGCAUCCCGCGGGCGGAUUCCAACAGCUCUGGGGAAUACUCCUGCGGGUACGAGGAGAAGGACAGCGGGAGAUGGAUUCCCUCCACCAGGAGCCAGGCUGUGAUGGUUACCUUGAAAGGUGUCACGUCGUUGCCCAUCCCCCUGGUGGCGGGGGCUGCAGCUGGUGUGCUGGCUCUGGUUUUACUUCUACUCCUCCUCUGUCUCUGUGUGAGGAAAAGGAAAGGCUCCAGGUGGUCGAUAAACAGAACCAAGAAGGAUGGCUCCAUUGGCAGUUACUCGCCGAUACCCCUGGCAUCAAUGAACCCAGACACUUUUUAGCCUCUGCGGGAACCCACACCGCUCUUUCCCACCCUGCUGCCUUAGUUUUCCCUCAACGUGUCAUAAGGUUAAUGAAGAGCCAUGAAGCUUACGACGCUGAGGUCUCCGUCUCACGAGUGGUCACGUGCCAGGUCUCCUGCCCACUUCGGGGUGAGCAGAGAACCCCUUGUGCCGAAAAUGUCCCCAACCCAAUGAAAUAAGAUUGCGUCUCUUUACUUGUCGCAGAGAGUCUGGGAGUGUUUGCGAGGAAGGAGGACGUUUCGAUUCUCCUAACGUUUCAGCAGAUCUCCCUCCUUUGCCAUGAGGAUUGAAGACGAUGUGAAUCACUGUAAAUUCCCUG